This is a messenger RNA of Zea mays, 1299 nucleotides long. Its product is annotated as ZCN5 protein. The record is from RefSeq and is marked provisional. NCBI's taxonomy places the organism in Eukaryota, Viridiplantae, Streptophyta, Magnoliopsida, Poales, Poaceae.
CGGCCAUGUCUAGGGCGUUGGAGCCUCUAGUCGUCGGCAAGGUGAUCGGCGAAGUCAUCGACAACUUCAACCCCACGGUGAAGAUGACGGUCACCUACGGCUCCGACAAGCAGGUGUUCAACGGCCAUGAGUUCUUUCCGUCGGCGGUUCUGUCCAAGCCGCGAGUGCAGGUUCAGGGCGACGACAUGAGGUCCUUCUUCACACUGGUCAUGACGGACCCAGAUGUGCCAGGGCCUAGUGAUCCAUACCUGAGAGAGCACCUCCAUUGGAUGGUCACUGACAUUCCUGGAACAACUGAUGCUUCUUUUGGAAGGGAGCAGGUGAUGUACGAGAGCCCCAAACCCUACAUCGGCUUCCACAGGUUCGUCUUCGUGCUGUUCAAGCAGAGCAGCCGCCAGUCGGUGUGCCCGCCCUCGUCCAGGGACUACUUCAACACCCGCCGCUUUGCCGCCGACAACAAUCUUGGCCUCCCAGUCGCCGCCGUCUACUUCAACGCGCAGCGGGAGACCGCCGCGCGCCGCCGCUGAGCGAUCACCUGCAGCGACCACAUGAAUUCCCAACCCUACGUACUACUCCCAUCUCAUCAUCGCAUGCAUGGCGCAGCAUGCAAGAUAGACCUAUCAAUCUGGCUACGUACUAUGCGGCCUUUGCUGUUUCCUAACAGGCCAUGGUCAAAUAAGAGCUUAUGACUCGUCUUUGGGGCUGAUUUGGUAACAACAUAUUUGGAGGGGAUUCCGGGAGAAACAACCUUUAUAUUCAUUUGAAUAGAAAGAAGUUUUCUCUCCUAUGGAUCUCCUCCAAAUCUCUGGUCACCAAACCAGUCUCUUAGGGAGAGCUAGCUUUCCUUAUCUAUGCUAGUCCGUUCUUCAGUUUUUGAGUUAUUAGUAGCCUCUCUGUGUGCAUGAGCACUCAUGGAUGUAAUAAGAUGUAACUCGUGGGUACGUGUGCCACUAGUGUGAUCGUGUUCAACUCGAUCAGCUAUUCAACUCCUACACAUGCAGGUGAAGGAUGCGUGAAUCGUGCUGGAAACACGCUUGCUUUGACUAGCUAGGAGCCGUCAGCUGUGCUUGUGAGAGUCACGAAGGCUGCGGACGUGUCGAGUAACGGUGAAGGGAGGAGGUAAAAGGCUGUGGCCAUGGCCCAUGGCUCCAGCUAGCUAGUGCUCUCCCCUCAUAUUACCUACAAUGCUGUUAUGCUUGUGUGCCUGCUUGCAGGCAGUGUACUUGUUCCUGACCCUCUUGGAUUGUCUUACUUGUGUAUGUUAUGAUCACUAUAAUAUAUAGCCGAGUGUUUUUCAGA